AUGAGUGGUAAAGAUAGUGAAAAAUGUUUGAAGAAGACGAAUUUAUUGGUAUAUCAGCAGCCUAGUGGUGGUAAACACCGAAGGGAACCUUGUUCAUCAGGAAGAAAGAAACCUGCAUACAUUCCAACAAUAUGCAGGCCAAAUCCGAAAGUGAUACGCAUUUGUACAGGAGCAGAAAUGAAGAAGAUGUGCGCACCAAAACCUUGUGUCUGCCCUAAAGGUCGGAGGCCAUCUAAAGGUCUACUUGGACUACUAGUAUUCGGCAUGAAAACAGCCCUCGCCGCUGCAGCUGUUUAUGUGAGUUACGACUUAGGUAUAUGGGGAAGCACAGAUGAUACUCAGGAGUUGUACAGGAUGUACUGCAGGAUGAAAAAUGAACCUAACAGGAAAAAUACAGGAAAGUGGGAUCCUCCAUCAUGUGAAGCAGAGAGGGAUUUAUUUAGGAUUUCUCCAUUCAAUCCUUAUGGCCAAUGCGAUGACCCACCAUUCGAUCAUGAAAGAAACGCAUACAAUUUCCAAAAUAAUUGGAAUCAUGCGGUAGCAUAUGUUUUUGCUGGUAUUGCAGGAUUACCUUAUAACAUUAUCGAAAAAUUCACUAAAGAAAAGCCCGAUGGUGAUUCAGUGAAGAAAAACGUAUGUGUUCCGUUUGAAGAUCUACCUGAAAAUGAGAGAAUAAUCAAUAGAUAUAAAUAA
This is a messenger RNA of Phaedon cochleariae (mustard beetle), 693 nucleotides long. The record is from the annotation of a GenBank genome assembly. Lineage: Eukaryota; Metazoa; Arthropoda; Insecta; Coleoptera; Chrysomelidae.